This is a messenger RNA of Soboliphyme baturini, 1146 nucleotides long. The record is from the annotation of a GenBank genome assembly. NCBI's taxonomy places the organism in Eukaryota, Metazoa, Nematoda, Enoplea, Dioctophymatida, Soboliphymatidae.
AUGGAUUCUGUACGUUUCGAUCGCGGUGGCGGCGUCCUCAACGAUCCAGAUCCUCUUGAGGGAAGAAAUGACGAAAUUGUGGCUAGUGAUGAGGUUACCGUGGCCGACAAAUGCGAGGUAUCCUCGGCGAUGAAGGAACGUGCCUUGGCGUUGUGUGCUAAGAUGCUUGGCGGCAUGUGGAAGACAGUUUCAUCAACGGAUGCAAAGGUCCUUCAGAUCAGGACCGGCAUGAGUAACCUGUUGUUUUGGUGCUGCUUGCCUGAGGACAUUCGGCGCAAUGACGAACCAAGUGAGGUUUUGCUGCGGUUCUACAUCGAUUCGACACAGGACGUGCUGCCAUACGAUAACUACCAAAUCAUCCAGAACGUGAUCUUCGUGUUACUCUCGGAGCGCCGGCUGGGCCCAAAGUUGCUCGGCAUCUUCCCUGAGGGACGCUGCGAGGAGUACUUGCGGGCUCGACCUGUUACACACAAAGAAGUUCGUCGUCCCGACAUCUCCCGCCUGAUAGCUCGUAAGCUAGCUGGCAUCCAUCAACUGUGGAUGCCAAUCAGCAAAGAAUCAUCCUGCAUACUGGACUACUUUAGCCACUGGACAACUAAACUUGGCGCACUUUUCCGGUACAUGCCUAACCUCUGCGUCGAAUCGAGCACAGGUGUCAUUGAACUUGGUGAAGCCGUCUUGCAGAAGGAAAUCAAAGUGAUCAGGAACUUUUUGUGGAGAAUAAAUCAUGACAUGGUAUUCUGUCACAACGACUUGCAAGAAGGCAAUAUUAUGCUUCCUGAGCAUCUGUCCGACGUCACAUUUAUUGACUUCGAGUAUGCUGGGUACAACUUCAGAGCUUUUGACAUUGCCAACCACUUUUGUGAAUGGUCGAUCGCUUAUGGUGGCGAAAAGUGGCCUUAUUUCGUCAUCUCUAGCGAUGACCUCCCAACUACUGAACAGCAGCGAGAGUUUUGCACCAGUUAUUUCGAGGCGCUAGGAGUUAGCAUCUCAGAACAGAUGAUCGAUGCCAUGUGUCAAGAGAUAUCUUGUUUUGUCCCCGUGUCUCACUUCUUUUGGGCCGUCUGGUCGCUUCUGCAUUGUGAAACAUCCAAAAUUGAAUUCGGAUACAAGGUGGAUUUUAGUAACUAUUUGUUUCUUCUCUAA